AUGGAGGUUAGUCUUCAGAUCAGAUCACAUCUUGAUUACGCUACAGCCGGCCCCCGAGGACCAUGCAGGCGCAAGGCCACCGUCCUCUCUACCACUCUUACAUAUUUUCGAAGGAAGCUACUAACACCUGUUCUCCAGGGCGUCAAACAGGUAAAGCGUACCUCCCUGAACGCGCGCUUUCUCUUCCUCGCCCCGCCCUCCCUCGAAGAGCUGGAACGCCGACUGCGGAACCGAGGUACCGAGACGGAGGAGAGUAUCCGGAAACGGGUGGCGCAGGCGGAGAAGGAAUUGGAGUUUGCGAGGACGGAGGGGAGCCAUGAUAAGGUGGUUGUGAAUGAUGAUUUGGAUCGGGCGUAUGCCGAGAUGGAGGAGUGGAUUAUGGGUGGGGAUGAGGCGUUGAGGAGGUGA
Endocarpon pusillum Z07020 is the source of this 408-nucleotide messenger RNA. RefSeq lists its product as uncharacterized. The record is from RefSeq and is a predicted model, not a curated record. The transcript has a single exon. NCBI's taxonomy places the organism in Eukaryota, Fungi, Ascomycota, Eurotiomycetes, Verrucariales, Verrucariaceae. Bases 1 to 408 code for a protein of 135 amino acids. Gene Ontology annotation, cellular component: cytosol. Gene Ontology annotation, molecular function: GMP kinase activity.